AAUGUGUUGCAAUGCCUUCUCAGUACAGUUCUAAGUUCACACCUCUCUCAGCUUGGCCACAUGGAUGCUUUUGUCAGAAAUACCUCCAUAUGUUCCAUGGCCUGUCACUAUCUAGUCCUGCUCUCCACUCUUGUCCAUUCAAUCCUUUCUCUCCACUAUGGCAUGCUCCCCACCUCUCCCUUCAUCCUUCAGGACGAGUCAGAGAGGAGCUGAUUGUCCUCUUCUGGGGUGAAGCAAAGUGAACAAUGCCAUCAUUUGCAAAGGAAGAAUUUUGUCAUGGAAAGGGUGGUCAGGCAUUGCAGGGGCUGCCCAGGGAGGUGCUGGAGUCCCCAUCCCUGGAGGUGUUCAAGGAACACCUGGAUGUGGCACUCAGUGCUCGGGGCUGAUUACAAGGUGGGGAUUGAUCACGGGCUGAACUCACUGGUCUUGGAGGUCUCUCCCAGCCCAAAUGGUUCUGGAAUUCUGUGUCUCUGAAAAGAGAAGAUAGCCUGUGCAACACAGGCUGCUUGGGUGUGGAGUGAUGAAAAACUAUGGGAAGUCCAUGAUGUCGUUGGAAAAGAAAUAUGCAGGAUUUGCUUUCUGCCAGGAUAGGCUGAUGCAACUAGUUCUUUCAGGAUCAGGCUGUUUAUAUUUUCUGCCUUUUUCCUACACCAUUCUUUCUUCCCCCCCCCCUAAACUACUGACCAUCACUGUGUAAAAUACAGACUUUCCAUAUGAAAGGCUUUUUUUAGGAAGUGGAACUUUCCAUACUUCUCUUUUUCAGCUGUGUACGGAGAGGGUGCUCGGGAGGGAGACACACAAACCUGUGCUGUGGCCAGGGAAGUUCUGGCAUAGCUCCAUUUAACCAUCUUCCUUACACUUGAAGAUCCUAAAGCUCCAUGUGAGUUUUACUGUUGUUCCUUACACUAAACAAUAAAGCAGUUCCCUGGGGGAAUACAAGGGAGGAGUUAGUGCAGGGUUAUUUUCUCUUUUUACUAGACCUUACUUCUUUGUUCUCAGUGAUGCUUUCAUGUAGCGGUGCACUGUUGUUUAUAGGAGGGAGAGACAGGGUGGGUACAUGUAUGUGUAUUUUUAGAAAGAAUCAUUGUGACAGGAGUUUCUUGUCCAAAAUUCUAAUUUUUCUGAGACAGACUUAAAUACUAGAAUGUUGUGAAUGCUCCACACUUAGAACCAGUGGUCUUCUGGCAUGGUAAGGACUUGGCUCUCUCUACUGGUUUUGCCUGUCUCUGUACAGGAUUAUGGCUGGGACAGAGUUAAUUUUCUUGACAGUGGCUGGUCUGGAUCUGUGUUUGGAUCAGCAAUGGAAGCACAGGAAUGUUGUAGCUGUUGCUGAGUGGUGCUUACACAACAUUAAGGCCUGUUCUGCUCCUCGCCCUGCCCCACCAGCAUGGGACUGGAGUGUGCAAGGAGCUGGGGGAGACGCAGCUGACCCUGACUGAGCACAGAGGUCUCCCACACUGGAGGAGGCCGUGCUCAGCAAUAAAAGCUGGGGAGGAAGGAGGAAUGGGGUUGUUCCCAAGUCACCAUUACGCGUGAUGGAGCCCAGCUUUCCUGGAAUGGCCGAACACCUGCCUGUGGUGGGAGCCAGGGAGUGAAUUCCUUUUGAUUUGCUUGCUUGUGCAGGUUUUGCUUUACCUGAUAAACUGCCCUUAUCAGAACCCAUGAGUUUUUGCACUUCCACCUUCUGAUUCUCGCCAUCCUGCUGCAAGGGGCCAACUCCCCCAGGGCCUGACCUCCAACAGGAAGCAGAGGCAGGAUGGAGUGAUGAAUCUCACCCCAACUCAUUAAUUCUGUGUCACCUGGCUGCCCCUUCCCUGCCCCAGUCUCUGAGCAGCCCACCUCCACAUGAGGACAAGUAUUUGUGCCUGGCACCAUUUUUUUUUUUGGCAUAACUAAAGCUGAUGAUUCAUGUAUGACACCCCAGGAGAGAGCAAUGAAUCAAUUGUAAAAGUGUAAAAAAUGGGCUUUUGUGAUCCGUGGGCUCUACCGGCUCCUGAGCGAGAAAUGGCACAGCUGACGUGUGUAAUGUAACAGGAGAAAGAGGUCACUGAAACGUGCCCCCCCUGCCAGCAGCAGCUGGUGCUAUGCCAAGAGUAACCCUAGAAAUUCUCCAUAAAAGAGCACAUUGACUCAGGUUCUACUAAGAAACUCAAGGAAAGCAACCCUACACCUUGCUAAUCUCUGCAUCUUGGUAAGCGCUGGAGUUGGGGCUGGUCUGGGGAAGCUGUGAUUUGAAAAGAAAUGCUGUGUAUUCGGGUGCUCUGGAAAUGUAGCAAUGUAGGUGAAGGAUCCUGGAGUGCUGAGGAUUUGGCCCCCCACCAACAGCAUACAAGGGUUAGAAGGGUGGCACUGUGUGUGGGGAGGGAAAGGGGACUACCAGGAGGUGCAUGGAUCACGGCAUGGCUAUAAAAGACCAAAGUAACAACAAUCUCCCCUAAUCCAAGGCUGGGAGAUGUGGGUACACUUUUAGUUGCCCAAAUGAGGAGAGCAUUAGCUUCAUCCCAGUAUGGGGAGCAGGGAGUUGACCCCACCUCCAGACUUGUGGGACAGAUUCUGCUCUCCCAGGGCAAAUUGCAACCAUCGUGUUAAGUCCUAGUGUACAGCAGCCUCAGUGGAAUCUAAAAUUCUUGCAUAAUACGAAUUGUAACAGUUGUUAAUGACACCAGAGAUAAAGCAUAAAAUAAUGCCCCUUUAGGGGCAAGAUUUCUCCCUCGCAAGGCCUGGAUACAGCCAAGUCUGUUAAGCUCUUAACCUCCAGCUACAAUAAUUGCAUUUUUACCAAAAAGUUUGAAGUCUAAAUGUUUUAAGAGGAAUUUUCCAUAGGUGAACACCAUUCCUGAUUUGCUGUUGUCCCUAAUUUGCUCUUGCCAAAUGUGUCCAGCAGGGAAUUCCUAUCCUUACCCAUUGAGCAAGAAGCAGAUAAAAGGGACAGCAGGCACUGACCAUGGCCCCUGGUGAUGUGAUGUUGUGCAGGGUGACAAAGGUCCUCCACCAGCCCUGGAUCCUACUGUGAGCCUCCCUCCUGCAGCCAGGGGAGAAAGGGAUCCCCUCUAAGGAAUCCCGGUUCAACCUUUCCUUCCCAGCAAAACUGCUGCAAACACAGUGUCCCGAGGCAGCUCUUUAUACCUGUGUUGAUGUCCUGCCAUACCAGUGCUUUUCAUGGCUUAUUAAUUAACUCCCACCCACUGCUGGGAACACCUAGCCACUCCCUUUGUCCUCACCCAUCCCAGACAUUUAUAGCAGUGAACGGAUGCUAGGAAUAGAGACUUGGCCACUGAGCGCCAGAGGAGACAAACAGGCACUGGAGUCGAUUUGCAAAAGGAGAUAUUUCCCAGCUUGCAGCAGCAUGAAAAGCCCUGGGUGCACUCCAAGGUAAGGGCAGAGGGAGCUGAGUGCUUGGGGUGCUGAACAAAAACUUGUUUUGCAGGAAGGUCUGGUUCAAGUCAUCCCUGGAAGUUGUUAAUAACCUAUAGAGUUAGUUACAAUUUGCUGCAGGGAAGGGAUUCAUUUUUCCAUUAGUAUUUCUUGCCUGUGUUCCAGGUCUUUUAAUUUAAAAGGACCUUGUUAGUUUGAUGCAGAUGUCUGUUAUUUUCGGCUUUAGCCAAAGGAACAAGAAGGGGGUCCCAAGCCUUAAAGCAUCUAAAGCUGCACCUCUAAGAGAGGUAGAUUUCCAUGUUUUCUUCCCAGAGGGGAGAUAGCACAGCAUGGGCUGGAAAGGCAAGUGGAACCUCUGGCACCAGCCCUGCCAAGCGCUCCGUGGGUUUUUUGGCUUCUGAGAAUUUUGUGUUUUAGCAGUCAGCUCCCAUGUGCUGCUCAAAGGUCUUCCAGGCUCGUUCAGGUAACCUCAGUACAGCAUUCAAAUUUGGGCUUUCUCUCUUGAACUUUGCUUCACCAGAUCUUAGAGUUAUUUUGCAACCUAAACAAUUCCAUGAUGCUGUGCAGAGACUUGCAGUGUUGUGACAAAGGGGGGUGUGUGACACUGAGGGAACACAGCUGAAGGCUCUCACAGAGAUGUGCCAGGGUGGUGGGGGCCAAGCAGGGGUGAAACCGCAGUGCAGGUUUGCAGGCAUAGAAUCAGAAUAUUCUGAGCUGGAAGGGAUCCACAGGGAUCAUCGAGUGCAACUCCUGUUCCUGCAAAGGACAACCUCAAAUGCCACACCAGGUGCAUGAGAGCAUUUUCCAAAUGCUUCUUGAUAUUCUCAUAAUUUCCAUUACAUGUAUUUGAAGCAUAGAGUGCCUGAAAUGUAAUCAUUCUCUGCAGAAUUUCAAACAGUUGUCAUAUCUUACUCAUUCUGGAAUGAAUGCUGGAAGCAAGGUCUGUAGCAAAUCCCACACUGGCCCUGUGCUGUUUUCUGGGAGAGCAGUCACACUGUGUUCGAAAUACUAUGUCUGCUCCAGGUGAAGAUCCUACAUGCUUUCUGUCAGUAAAAACAUUUCAAGAGCUCAUUUGUUUCCAAGCACAAGAUGUGCAGAAAUGAUGGAGGCUUGUUGUAAGAGGAGGGAAAGGUGCCAUCAGUUUCCUCUGUGAGAGAUUUGUUUAUUCAGCCACCUUAUUCCCACAGUGUGUGGGGGGAUGUCACACUGGAGCCAGUGACAGCCCUGCAAGUGCAACUGUGGGUGCCCAAGCCCAGGGGGUGAUGCGGGCAGGACUCCAUGAGUGCACUGGCCUGCACCCUGUGUACCUGCAACCCUCCUCUCAUCCCCAGGGUCUCUAUUUUCCCACACUCUUCCCUGGGAUCUCCCUGAUCCCUGCCCUUGGCUCCCCUAAAUUAAUAAAUGGACUGUUACUGCACCCAUUAAACUCAACAGAAAAGGUGCAGCAGGAGGAUGUCAGCUUAGGAAGGACCUCCAGGCAGGCAGGGUGAUGUGCUUUGGAAAAGCAUCAGAUAUAAGGCAGCCUCAGUUUAAAUGAAAGACCAGGAAGAUUGGUGCGGGGGCUGCAUGUAGCCUGUUCACUGCCCAUGGGCUCCUCUGCUUUCUUCUCUCAUCUCAUCUCCAAGGACAGGGGAUUGUCCCACUCCCAUCCUCCUAACAGGCCUGAGGCCAAAAAUUCAGGAAAUCUUGAUGAAAUCUUGCCGGCAGGUCUGUCUUGAAACUCUUCGAGGAGAAGCUGUGCUGCAAAUUCCUGUCAGAGGCAUGCCAGGUGUCUUAUCAUUUUCAGCUUCUGCCUGGGACUUUCCUGCCUCUCAGGAUUCUUCCAUAUGAAGAAUAAUAAUUACAGAAUCUCAAAGAGCCACGAGGAGCUGCUGAUCUCUCCCACGCUGUGCCAUGCCAAGACAAACGUCAUGUUCCUCAAAACCCACAAGACUGCCAGCAGCACUGUGCUCAACAUCAUGUUCAGGUUCGCAGAGAGGUACAACCUCACUGUCGCCCUCCCUGCUGACCAGCUCUUCCACCUGGGAUACCCAAGGACUUUCGUGGCCCACUUUGUGGAGGGCUUUGAAACCAUAGGCCAAAAUUACAACAUCAUGUGCAAUCACCUGCGGUUUAACCCCUCGGAGGUAAAAAAGGUGAUGGCAGCCAAUACCUUCUACUUCUCCAUCCUGAGGAACCCCAUUCCUCUGCUGGAGUCUUCCUACAUCUACUACAAGGACUCUGUGCCUGCCUUCAGGAGCUCCAAGAACGUGAACAAGUUCCUGGAAUCACCCACAAAGUAUUACCACCCAGCAGAUUAUAGGAAAAACAUCUACGCCAGGAAUAUCAUGUGGUUUGACUUUGGCUAUGAUAACAAUGCGGAGGAUGACACGAACUACACCCAGGCUGUCCUGGAGGAGAUAGAGCAGAACUUCCACCUCAUCUUGAUAGCAGACUACUUUGAUGAGUCCAUGAUCCUCUUGAAGCACACUUUGUGCUGGGAUCUGGAUGAUGUGAUUUACUUCAAGCUCAAUUCUAGAAGCCAGGACACUGUCCAGAUGUUGACACCAGAAAGUGAGGAGCAGAUAAAAGCGUGGUGCUCGCUGGACUGGAAGCUCUACCUGCACUUCAACCAGAGCUUCUGGAGGAGAAUUGAGCAGACCAUAGGGCUCGAGGUGCUGGAAAAGGAGGUGGAUCACCUGCGGAUCAGACAGAAGGAGCUCAUGGAGACUUGUCUCUCAGAGCAGGAGGCAGUGAGGAAGGAUCACAUCAGGAAUAAAGCUCUCUUGCCUUUCCAGUCAGGGGCUGCAAAUAUCCUGGGUUACAACCUCAAACAAGACUUGGACAACACGACUCUGAGAACCUGCCAGAAAAUGGUCAUACCAGAGCUCCAGUACACGUCCUACCUUUAUGCUGUCCAACACCCACACAAGAAGAGGAAAGAUGUGGGGUUGCCAUUGCUGUGGACCAGUCUCCAGGAGAAGAUGCAGCUUCCAGGGUCCAACUAGGACAUAUGGCAACCCACUGUGGCUUCCCACUGCUUUGCAUCACCCCUUGUCUGACAUGUAACUGACCCACAGGACUCUUGUGCAUGAGAGGGAUGCAGUGGGGGCUUUGUUUAGGGACACCAAGUUGGUGGUUGGUCUCUUUUUGGGGACCUUGAGCCAAAGGCUUUGCAUUGUCCAGAUCCUGGGUGAUCCCACCUGCCUGCUCCUGGCUGGAGGGAGCCAGGCUGGCUGCAGCCGGCCAAGACAUUCCAGCCUCUUAAUCAUUAAUCAGGAGUGUGAUCAUUUGC
Vidua macroura (Pin-tailed whydah) is the source of this 6649-nucleotide messenger RNA. It is a transcript of the gene GAL3ST2, whose product is annotated as galactose-3-O-sulfotransferase 2. Gene Ontology annotation, cellular component: membrane. NCBI's taxonomy places the organism in Eukaryota, Metazoa, Chordata, Aves, Passeriformes, Viduidae. Gene Ontology annotation, molecular function: galactosylceramide sulfotransferase activity. The transcript has 4 exons. Gene Ontology annotation, biological process: glycolipid biosynthetic process; glycoprotein biosynthetic process. The record is from RefSeq and is a predicted model, not a curated record. Bases 5202 to 6362 code for a protein of 386 amino acids.